AUGCGAUACCUUCUCGAAUCGAGCCUUAGCCGCUUGCUACUCUUGUGCGUCUUUUCAGCUUCCACAAUAUCCCAUGGUGUCGCCAGUCAAAGCUCAGGUUAUACCAACGGCGAUGGCGCAGCACCAACAGCAACCAUCGAUAUUGGUGUAGUCAUCGGAAAGACCACCACACUGCCCACGGCAACAGGAUCUGUAAAUCAGUUCCUUGGUAUCCCAUUUGCACAAUCCCCACCCGAAAGAUUCUCCCCACCGCAGAGUCCCCCUCGUGCUGCCGCGCCCAUCAAUGCUACGACAUGGAAACCAGCUUGCAUUCAGGAGUUCCGCUAUCCAUUGGCAAGCGCGAACAUGGUAAAACACAUCUUCGAUAAUCCGUCGCCACUAGAAUCGGAGGACUGCAUGUAUCUCAAUGUCUAUGCUCCGUCCACACCGGCGGGUGGCGCUGGUAGGCCGGUCUUGUUCUGGUUAUUCGGUGGCUCGUUUCAGUUUGGGAGUGCGGGUAAGUGGAUCUAUCUCAGCCUUCCGAUAGUGAGUUAA
Messenger RNA from Cucurbitaria berberidis CBS 394.84, 534 nucleotides. Its product is annotated as alpha/beta-hydrolase. The transcript has 2 exons. Gene Ontology annotation, cellular component: cell surface; synapse. The coding region runs from base 1 to 534 and encodes 177 amino acids. The record is from RefSeq and is a predicted model, not a curated record. Gene Ontology annotation, molecular function: signaling receptor activity; neurexin family protein binding. NCBI's taxonomy places the organism in Eukaryota, Fungi, Ascomycota, Dothideomycetes, Pleosporales, Cucurbitariaceae. Gene Ontology annotation, biological process: synaptic vesicle endocytosis; modulation of chemical synaptic transmission; postsynaptic membrane assembly.